Messenger RNA from Rhincodon typus (whale shark), 439 nucleotides. Its product is annotated as hydroxysteroid dehydrogenase-like protein 2. Bases 1 to 438 code for a protein of 145 amino acids. The transcript has 4 exons. The record is from RefSeq and is a predicted model, not a curated record. Gene Ontology annotation, cellular component: mitochondrion. Lineage: Eukaryota; Metazoa; Chordata; Chondrichthyes; Orectolobiformes; Rhincodontidae.
AUGGAGAUUAAGACAGUAAAGGGUGUGCUGUUUCCAGCAAACAUUAAUGAAGUAAGGAAACUAGCAGGGCGUACUCUCUUCAUCACAGGUGCCAGUCGUGGUAUUGGCAAAGCGAUUGCCUUGAAGGCAGCCAAGGAUGGUGCGAACGUUGUGAUUGCUGCAAAAACUGCACAAGCCCACCCUAAAUUGCCUGGCACAAUAUACACUGCGGCAGAGGAGAUUGAAGCUGCUGGAGGCAAGGCUUUACCCUGUGUUGUCGACGUGCGAAAUGAGGAGCAAAUCAGCGAGGCAGUGGAGAAUGCAGUAAAGACGUUUGGAGGUAUAGAUAUACUGAUAAAUAAUGCUAGUGCCAUUAAUCUAACUGGGACCCUGGAAACGCCAAUGAAGAAAGUGGACCUCAUGAUGAGUAUCAACUCCAGAGGAACUUAUCUAACGUAAG